Molecule: messenger RNA, 1479 nt
Organism: Chenopodium quinoa (quinoa)
Lineage: Eukaryota; Viridiplantae; Streptophyta; Magnoliopsida; Caryophyllales; Amaranthaceae
Product: probable serine/threonine-protein kinase PBL21
Exons: 6
Coding region: 36-1268 (410 amino acids)
Biological process (GO): protein phosphorylation
Molecular function (GO): protein kinase activity; ATP binding
Source: RefSeq, a predicted model, not a curated record
UAUUAAAUAAACAAAUAAUUCUGUGCUUGUAAUCGAUGAUUAUGAGUUGUUUUUCAUGCAUAAAUAUACCCAAAAAGAGGUUUCCUUUUGAAGAUGAGAGGCUCUUUAAUCCUGAUUCUCCCUCUUAUUCUUACACUCCAGAUGGGAAGGAAAAUUCACUUUUUGAAAAAGCAGGUCAUGAUAGAAAAACGGGGUCCUUAGGUGAUAAUCAGAAUAAUGUGGUUGAUACAAUAGCCAAUGCAGCUCAGAGCUUCAGUUUCCGGGACCUUGUAGUCGCGACAAAGAACUUUAGGGAGUCUAAUUUGAUCGGAGAAGGUGGCUUUGGAAAGGUUUAUAAGGGUCGUUUGGAUAAUGGGCAGUUAAUUGCUGCUAAACGGCUUACUUUGGACAGUCUUCAAGGCAAUCAGGAGUUCAUUAUUGAAGUUUUGAUGUUAAGCUUGCUGCAUCAUGAAAAUCUGGUCACUCUGAUUGGCUAUUGUGCUGAAGGCGAUCAAAGAAUCUUGGUUUACGAGUACAUGCCCAAGGGCAGCUUGGCUGACCAUCUUUUCGAUCUUGAGAGUGACAAAGAUGCCCUAGAUUGGAAUGCGCGGGUAAAGAUUGCUGCUGGUGCUGCACGAGGACUAGAGUAUCUACACUGUGUUGCAAAGCCACCUGUAAUCUAUCGCGAUCUCAAGUCAGCCAACAUCUUGUUGGAUAACGAGUUCAACCCAAAGCUCUCAGAUUUUGGACUUGCAAAGCUCGGUCCUAUGGAUGACAACACUCAUGUGUCAACAAGGGUGAUGGGAACAUUUGGAUAUUGUGCUCCGGAAUAUGCUAUGACUGGAAAACUUACCUUAAAAUCUGACAUCUUCAGUUUUGGCGUAGUCUUAUUGGAAAUUGUCACAGGAAGGAAGGCGUUCGACAUUACAAAGAUGCAUGGCCAUCAGAGUCUAGUUGUUUGGUCUCGUCCCUAUUUGAAAGAUCGACGAAAGUACAUUGAGAUAGUAGAUCCUCGGCUGAGGGGGAAGUUCCCUACUCGCUCUGCUCGCCACCUGAUUGCUGUUACCUCCAUGUGUUUAAACGAUGAACCAAACCUACGACCCUGUAUGAGCGACAUUGUAGUGGCCCUUGACUACGUAGCCAAUGAAUGCCAGUCACCCCCAAGUGCAUCUUCAACUGCCCAAAGUACCCCGACACGUUCGAGUACUUUGACAACAGAACAGCAGGCUAAUCCUUACUCUCCAAAGAAGCUCUCCUCAAAGGACUCUCCAAAGCAAGCGCACAGUUAAAAGAGGAGAGGACUAUCGGUCGAACUAAUAUGAGAUGAAUGCUUUUUCGUCAUAUUUGUUUACUCAUCUAAUCUCUAAAUUUGCUUAGAAUCAAGGACAAGAAAAGUGAAACUCAUAAAUGGAGAGGAUAUGGAGCAAUUUUUUAUGUAUAAGAUGGAAUAGAAGAAUAUAUAUAUCUAUAUAUGCUUUGCAAUAAAAAUUGAUUAACAUC